Messenger RNA from Struthio camelus australis, 6104 nucleotides. It is a transcript of the gene DIO2, whose product is annotated as iodothyronine deiodinase 2. The record is from RefSeq and is a predicted model, not a curated record. Gene Ontology annotation, biological process: thyroid hormone metabolic process. NCBI's taxonomy places the organism in Eukaryota, Metazoa, Chordata, Aves, Struthioniformes, Struthionidae. Gene Ontology annotation, molecular function: thyroxine 5'-deiodinase activity.
AGAGAGAGAGGGAGGGAGGAAGGAACAGAAAGUUUAUGUACAUAGACCUUUUUAAAAAAAGUAUUGUUGCACCUGGUAGCUAGCUUUAGCGACACAGAAGUGAGAGGUCUGUGCAGUGCUUAAAUAGCUCAGAAACAAUGGGAUAGUGCAGGAAAGUUAACAAUUAACAAUCUCAGCUUAAAUUUUAUAACUGCAGGGAACUGGAAGCACAGCUGCCUCUCUCCUCAACAAAAUCAGAAGGUCUCCUGGUUAAGGGAAGAAUUUUUGUUAACAUCUUAGUUUCUGAGAAAUAAAAAGCAGCUCCAAAUUGAAUGGGUAUCAUGCAGUUAGCCAGGCUGCUCAUACUUAACUAUCUCUGCUCAUUUUAAAGAGAGAAACAUCCUGAGGGGUAAUGAGGCUUUCAAAAUGCUUUUUACUUUAUUUUUUUAAAUGAGGGUACAGGGCAAAAAAGGGAGCUGAAGGCAUCCGGUUGAAGAGAAGCAGCAAGGAAGAUGGGUCUGCUAAGUGUGGAUUUGCUGAUCACGCUUCAGAUCUUGCCGGUGUUUUUCUCCAAUUGCCUCUUCCUUGCCCUGUAUGACUCCGUGAUCCUCCUGAAGCACAUGGUGCUGUUCCUGAGCCGCUCCAAGGCUGCGCGCGGCGAGUGGCGGAGGAUGCUGACCUCCGAGGGGCUGCGCUGCGUCUGGAACAGCUUCCUCCUGGACGCCUACAAGCAGGUCAAACUGGGAGGAGAAGCUCCAAACUCCAGUGUAAUCCACGUAGCCAAUGGCAGUGAUGGAAGUGCUAAUAGCUGGAAGAAUGUUGGUGGGAAGUGUGGAACCAAAUGCCACCUUCUGGAUUUUGCCAACUCGGAGAGGCCACUGGUGGUCAACUUUGGUUCAGCUACCUGACCACCGUUCACAAACCAGCUGUCGGCCUUCAGCAAGCUGGUGGAAGAGUUCUCUGGUGUGGCUGACUUUCUGUUGGUCUACAUUGAUGAGGCUCACCCAUCUGAUGGCUGGGCUGCCCCUGGAAUCUCCCCUUCUUCAUUUGAAGUUAAGAAACAUAGGAACCAGGAAGACCGAUGUGCAGCUGCUCACCAGCUCCUAGAGCGGUUUUCCUUGCCACCUCAAUGCCAAGUAGUUGCUGACUGCAUGGACAACAAUGCCAAUGUGGCCUACGGGGUUUCAUUUGAGCGAGUUUGCAUUGUGCAGAGACAAAAAAUUGCCUACCUGGGAGGCAAAGGCCCCUUUUUCUACAAUCUCCAGGAGGUUCGAAUUUGGCUGGAACAAAACUUCAGCAAGAGAUGAAAUCCAUUCUCUACAGAAGAUAUGUCAACAGAUGUGUCCCUUUAAAGUGGUGUAAAAGGGAAAACAGAAAACAUACACUGGUUUGAGUAAGGCCUUUUGGAUGACUGCAGGAGAACACACUUGAUAACAAAGUCAAAUGAACAUAAACUAGGAAAAGAGAAAAACAAAAAGUUAACUCUACAGAAAUGUUGACUGUAUGGAAAAAAAAUCCCAUUCCUGCAUUCUCUAUGGAACAGAAGAGGCUGUUGUGAAAAGGUGUUGCUGCUGAGCAGAAAGAACGAUGAGAUGAGCUCCAUCUUCCGGAAGGAGCCGGUUGCAUGAAGUGUUGGCCUGAGGGUGAGUCAGAGGCAUUGCUUCCUGGAAGGUGUUCCGUGGGAAGGCAAUGCCAUGCGUGGGAAGGCAAUGCCAUGCCAUUUCAUCAGAGACACUUCCUUACCCUCUUGCGGCCAAUGCAAGCAACCUGGGAGGAGCCAGAAGGUUUGCAAUGAAUUUGCAUAGAAAUGCAGUGGAGUGUGGCAAUUGUCCUUUUUCUGUAGAGACUACAGGAACCUGUGAUGCGCCCUGCAUGCAAACUGGCUGCUCAGAUCAAGAUGAAACAUGAUGUGCUGGGAUUUAUACUCUUUAGGGACACCUCUCUGCACAGCAUAUUAACUAUGUAAUUCUCUCUGUAUGUUUGCACCCAUGUGUAGGCCUGUGCCUGUUGAGAAAGAUGUUAAAAUCUGUGAAGUUGGACCAAAAAGACAAAGAAGAUCAAAUGAACCCAUUGAUUCACUUUGAAAAUUGAAAAAGCUGGACUAUUUGUCACAACACACUGAGAACUAUCCAGAAUGUGCGUCAAGAGACAAAAGCUCAGCUGAGGCCAACACUCAUUUCUCAGAACUGACAACGUGCAUUUAGCAAUAUUCUCUGGUUUUCUUCUCUUUUUCCUCUUCCCCCAACUCAGUCUCUUUCUGUCUUUAGAGAAACAAUAGCGAGAGGCUUAAGGGUAAUUUCAUUUUUAGCUUUUUUAAAAGUAACUUAUUUUUCACUCUCUUUUAUUUUUAUUUGAGUUAAUGACCGUACUGAUGUAUUUUGGGGAUGGGGGAAUUUAUACACAACUUUACCUCAUUGAAACAGAAAUCUAUCCAGUCAUUUACCCUGUUAAAUGUGGUCAUGCUGGUUUUUACUGUCUUAGAUACCUGCAGUUACUUUAUAGCUAGAUUAGUUUAUCUGAAAGUUAAACAGCUUGCAGUCUCAGAAUUGACUAACUGCAAUUCUGCUAUUGGAUGUGACAGUGUAUAUUCGUUUCACACAUGUUCUUGGAAGCCUUCUCAGUAGUAGUAAGGACAAAUAGUAUGAAUUAAUGUGAAUAUGUGUAAAAGAUGGCAGCAUUUUCAUAAGAAGGAGUUUGAGAAGUGUUUUAAAUUAUGUUUAAAGACAUACUGUCAAUUUAGAAUAGACAUUAGGUUUAGGUCCUUUUAAAACUAAAAUGAUUUAGUCAAGCCUAAUGAAAAAGGAAGUUUGCAAUGAGCUAGACAGUUAGACCUGAGAAGUGAAAAUCCACAUGAGGAGGUGGACUAUCCAAGUUUUUGUUCAACUUUGGCAGAAAAAUGAAACAGAUAAACAGGGUAAGUGGCAAAAAUUAAACUAGUUCUCUUAAUUUCUCAUCCUCCCAGUUAUCAAAGAUAUGAUAUAUUAGUACUAACACAAGAAAUAAUAUAAAGUACACACACACACACACACACACACACACACACACACACACUUAACAUAUAUAAAAAUAUUUUUGUUUUCACAAUGUCCCCUUCAAUGUUGUAUAUUUCUUUUGGUUUGGCUGUUGGUCAACUUAGCCAAUGUGCAAGGCAUUUGGAAAUGUAUUUUCAAGCACAGAUCUGAAAUACUGACGGUAACAUGACUGACUUCUCACAUAAUCAUGCUCAUACUUCCCUUCCUUCUCACAUUUUCCUCCACACGCUAUUAAACAUACACACUUACACAGUUCAGUAAAGCUUAUCAGAGAAAGUGGUAAAGAAUGGUCUUUAGACCUUCUGGUGAGCUCUGCUUGGCAGAAAGUGUGUGUAUCUGUAUAGAUAUAUGUACACAUAUAUAUGUAUGCAUACACAUAUAUGUGUAUACAUUUGUAUCUAUGUACAUACAUAUGCACACACACAUAACUGGAUGUUAGGCCAACAGUAAUAAUCGUUCUAUCCUUCCAUUCAUUAAUGUUACUGUAACUCAGUUCUCAGUGUGGAAGUUUGUUAUAUAUUUUUAUGGCUAAUUGGGAUAUAUAACUGAAUUUUUUAACUCAAUACCGUGGAAACAAUAACAUAGCCUAAGAGGUUCCCUUGGUUUAUUUAAUCCACUGCCCUGCCUCUGACUGUAUCAGAUGCUUCAGGGAAAGGUCCAAUAAUUUCUUUUGGAAGUUUCAAUAGCUUCAGUCCUUAUGAUUUUUGUGUUGUCUAAUGAGCUAGUUGAUGUGUUCAUCGUUCCUGUGAGAGGCUGAUCCAGAAGUUUGGGACUUAAAAUAUUUCUUGAGGUGAUGAAGUCUAAAGUCAGACACAUUCUGUUCAAAAAUGAAGAGAAACAAAGAAAAAACAGAAAAUCAACUUUUUGUCAGAUUUAAAUUGGCUGAUUUUCAAUGUCGUUCACAUCUCUUGCUCUUGUAUGCGAAGGCAGCCUGAACAGGAGUGAUCCCUAUUUUACUCCUUAUGUCAGUGAUUCUAUAAUUUAUAUAGAAAUGAUAUAGUUCUUGUUUGUUUCUUAAGUCAAACAAUAUUUUACAUUCUUAUACAGGUCCAUAUUCUUUGUCUGUCUCUGAAUCUCUUCUGCUUUUCCUACACUGUCCUUUUACUCAGGUGAGUAAAGCUGUAGACAUUAUUCUAAGUGAAAAUACGUACUGGUGUGUGCAGCAAAAUCAUCAUCUUUUUCCGUAUUAGACUUAUUCUAUUCUUCAGUUACCUGAAACUUUAUUACUCCAGGGCAACUCCACAUGCUUCACAAAACUUACUCUUGUAAGUCUUCUCUUUCUCUUUUAUUUUCCCCAUCGUGCUGGGACUUUUGAAGUGUUAACUGUUUAUCAGGGAAAUGCUAGCCAAAUGUUUAACAUAGCUGUUGAAACAUACCUUUUGCCCAGAGGAGGGACUCUGAGUUAGUAAUUCAGUUGGUUAAUACCCUUUUACAUAUCUAAAGUUACAGGGUUUUUUUUUAUGUCAGUUUUCUCCUUCUUUUCAGAUUUCCGUUAUUUUCUCUUAGUGAAGUAUCUUGUCAUUCAUAGAUGCCUGUUCAUCACACAGUAUAAAGGAAUUAUAAAAUUGGCUUCUGUAAGUAGGAAAUCCAUAAGGAUUUUCCACAAGAAAAAAUGCAGAAUAACUUCAUUUCUUUCUUGGCAACAUGAAUACCUCACCCUGCCCAAAACUUAAAGAUGGUUCAGCCUCAGUGGUUAUCAAGACAGGAAUACGUUUUGUAAAUCCUUAAAUUUCCCCAGAAAAUUUGUGGUCAACAGGCAGGGGAAAAUAUUUUCAAUAGAAAUGGGCUUAGAGGGAAAAAAAAAUUUUUGCAAAUGUCUGAUAGAAAUACAAGCUCUUCAUUUUUUUGUUGACAAAAAGAAUACACUUUUAAGUUUUAUACUUCAUGCAUUGUUCUCAGUUAAUGACAGAAAUGGACAUAUGUCAGAUACCUGAAAUUACUGUAACAGUGCGUUGUUUCAGGUCCAGGCAGAAGCUUUGCUGCCUUGCUAGCACAGUAUUGCACAACCGAUCUGAUCCAUUGUGAAGCUGGAUUUGCUUUUGUCUCCUACUUUCACUGUCUGAAAGCACUAAACUGUGUUAUCUGAGAUAUUUCAGUAUGGCAUACAUAUUGAGCAAUAGCUCAUACAAUAGGUGCCUGAAAGUAUUCUGGAAGGCUAAUAUAUAUAAUAGAGACCCCAAUACUAUGUCUCUACAUUAGUAAUGGGAAACUUCCAGUAGUUUUCUUUCAUUUCCAGCAAGCUAGAAGUUAUUCUGGGCUAUGACUCUACGUUGUUUUGUGCAUAAUAUCAUUACUUAGCACUGUAUAAAAUGAAUGUAAAACAUUUUGUACAGAUGAAAAUGAUUGCAUUUUGCUCUUGCUUGUGUAGACAAUGACAUAAAUUUAAGGCAGCAGGAAACUAUGUCCUGCCUUUUAAAAAGAAAAGUAUCUAUUCCAAUAUAUAUUGUUGACUGACUGUCUAAAUACUUUGAAAAACAAAAUGCAAUCAUUUUUAUGAAGGUGAUUUCGGUGGAAAAAUCCACAAAGCUUCUCAAAACGUAUCAGUGCUAUGCAUUCAGGUGUGCGUGGGGAGGGAGGUUAUGUUUCUGUAUGUGUGAAAGUGGCUUUUCUGUGAUAUGGAGUGCGGGUAUAAGGGUUUUCAAGACUUUCAUUAAGUACUAUAACCAAAGCAAUAAGAGGUAUCAGGUAGGGAAUGCUGGCCAGUUUUGAUGAACUCUACACCAUGAGUGCUGGAUCCAUAUUCAGUGAGCUUAUGGGCCCAAUUUAGAGGCUUUGGAGAGGAGGGAUGAGGGUAAGAGAUGAACGCUUGUGUGCUUAUGAAGACCACUAACAAAAGAGUAACUAACUCAGUUGGUGUUCAGAUGCCACCACACUUGCAUUCAUCUGUGUACCUUAGUGCCUCUGUAUUUGAAAGGUCUCUUUGGUGGCCACUAAUGAGAGUGCUGGGGUGUAGAUGUUUGUGUGUACUGACUAUGUGUGUGUCAUUGUUUAAAUGUCAAAAAUACACUUUGUAGGAGAGCCAGUAAAAUUUGUUACAAUAUGGUGCUCCAUGAAACAUGUGCUUUUUAGAUUUUUUUCUUGUAUUAUAAUAAA